AUGCUUGACUUUCAUUGGGAUGUACAAAAGAUACGAGAAAUUCCAGAUGUGGAAGAACACACCCUUAUUCAAUGCAUUACAGUGGACACGAGCAGGUUGGUUGCUCGGCUAGAGAGGGAGUUACAAGACGAAGAGAGCAGUGUCGAUUUUAUUGUCGAACAGAUGCAACUACUCAUAGAUAAUGUUUUUGAGAAAGUGCGAAAAAGCUCUGGAGUUUCCACUGAUCGUUCUUUGGUGAUAAAUUUAAAUUUUACACAUCUGAAAUUCUCUGUGGCUUACUGGGAUAUCUUAUUGGAGAGGGCACUAGACCAGAUGAAUGGUUCAUCAAAAACAGAAGCCCGUUAUUUUAUUACUGAGGCUACAUCGGUGGAAAGAGGUCAAUAUAUUGAAACUAAUCAAUAUUUCCAGAGUUUCAAAGCCAACCAGCGUCUGGAACGAGACAGUGUAGAUAUGGACGAGUUUAUUGAUUAUGAAACACUGAUCAAACACAUAAUUUUUGGUCUUUUUAAACAAAACAGUAUUCCAGAUCAGGAUUUUGAGGCCAUUUUGUCGAGAUUUCAUAACUUGGAAAGUUUGAUGGUUGCUUUCAACGAGUAG
Molecule: messenger RNA, 597 nt
Organism: Saccharomyces mikatae IFO 1815
Lineage: Eukaryota; Fungi; Ascomycota; Saccharomycetes; Saccharomycetales; Saccharomycetaceae
Gene: SPO16
Product: Spo16p
Exons: 1
Coding region: 1-597 (198 amino acids)
Biological process (GO): regulation of reciprocal meiotic recombination; synaptonemal complex assembly
Molecular function (GO): DNA secondary structure binding
Source: RefSeq, a predicted model, not a curated record